Molecule: messenger RNA, 438 nt
Organism: Dentiscutata erythropus
Lineage: Eukaryota; Fungi; Glomeromycota; Glomeromycetes; Diversisporales; Gigasporaceae
Source: the annotation of a GenBank genome assembly
AUGAGUACCGUUUAUGAACCUUCCACAGCGGUGGACCCGUUAAAGUCCAUUCUGCCUCUUCGUCGCACAUUAAAAACCAAUCAACCUAUAUUAAUAACCUCUGUGACUACAGGUUCUUCCCCUUCUCUUCUUAAUCAACUACAUAAAAUUUUUAAUGAGAUUAUCGAAGAAGGAACUACAUAUCCUCAAGAAUUCUUUCUUGAUUAUGAUGGUAUUGGUAAAAUAAUGGCAGAAUCGUUUCUUUUAUUUGCUCCAUUAUUAGGUUAUAAAUCUAGUGUAUUUAAUUUAGUAUUUGAAAAUAAUAUUGCUUCUAUAAACCUUUGGAAAUCUCUUGGUUUUAAAGAAAUUGGUAAAAUACCUAAAGCUGGAAGAUUAAAAGGUUCCGAUAAAUUAAUUGAUGCAUUCAUGUUUUAUUAUGAUUUUGAUGAAAAAAAUUAA